AAUCAUUGGCAACGAACCGUAAGAGCUGGUGCUAUUAUUCUAUGUAACAUCCAUUCUCUCUCAAAUUUUUGCUAAACAGGACGUAGUGCCGUAUUUUCAAAGAUGAAAAUUAACUUAAGUCUGUCUUCGCGGGUGAUAAACACAGAGACGGUAAUUUGUUCGGGCACUCGAUGGAGCUCACGUGCCAAAAGCGAGCAGUAGAGAAGUUAGAAGGCAGGUGAAGGUAUCCGAAUUGGGACAUGCGCAUUGCGAUCUUUUUGUCUCUCUCGUCAAGACGUCUGUUUAUUGCUGUAAUUAGAGCUAAUGAAUGCGCAUCAACCUGUGGGGAGGGGCCGAACUACAAUAGGGCACCCGUGACUGUUGAUUGAAAAGAUUAGAUGCCCCUAAAUUAUAACUUAUUUUAUGCCCGAUUUGCAAUUUUCUUUACUGCCCAUAACGGAUCACCAAAAAUAUUACUUUAGAUCGGAUGUUAAUUUAAGAAAAUAAUAGUUGUUCGUUUAAACAUUUGAAUAGACAAAAGAAUGCCUCGUUGAAUUGAUUAUUUUCUAUUAGAAACUUCACCACAAGACCUGAUGCCAUGAAUAGCUGUUUCCACAGAAAUCGCAGUCAUUUCAGACGAUUGGAUUUCUUUUUCUCUGAGCGGCCAAUGAUAAAAGAUAUUGCAUCGUUUCAAUCAAUACCAAAUUAGCGAAAGGCGGAGCUUUGCGGAAAAAGUCAACUCGCGGAAUUGUAAUCGCACAAAUAUUUGUCUUGGCUCAUUAUGCAAACAUAUUUGUAAUUGAGAAAUGGGCAAUAGAGAUUUUGUUUGAUUGUGAAAAAGCUGCUAAUAUUGCUGAAAGAAUUGCUGUGCUAAUAGGAAUGAGUGUGGAACAAUUUCGAUGUCUGUUUUAGAUAGUUUUGUCCAGAAGUGAUUUAGAUGAUACAGAGUGAUUUUUUUAUCGAAACAUUCAGGAAAAGAAUAGAAACUGUGAAAAUAUGCUUCUCAAUCAUGAUUAAUUGGAUAAAUUUGAUAUAAAUGAAACUGCAAAGGUUAAUGUUCCAUUGAAAACAGUAGUCUUUUGGCAUUUAGAACCAUAGGAAAACAAGAAAGAAAAGUGUUUCUAUUUGGUCAAAAAAUUUGAUCUAAUUGUUUAGUUUAAAUUUAGAAAAAAAAUCAAAUAAUUUGUUGUUUUUUUUAACAAGUUAUUUAAACUGUAUGAUUCAAAAUGUCGGAGGAAGCCACUUCUAAAGAAACGUCUCCUAGUACGCCUAAAAGAGAAGACAAGCCGGCGACAAAAUCUUUUUCUAUAAACAGUAUUUUAGCACGGGUAGAAAAAGAGAAAGAGAAAGAAAAAAGUGUUUUUGAUAAUGGCGAUAAGACAUCUGAAGAUGACGGUAGUAAGACAGAUGAGGAUGUGCCGGCUGUUGUGUCGAAAAUAGACUUUCCAAUGUUCCCGACGGCAUUGCCGAAAGGUUUCCCAGGGUUCCAGCGUUCCGGCGACGGCGGACUCUUGCCGUUAGGACAUCUGCCGGCAUGGUACCAUUGGUAUGCCAGUCAACAAAAUUUACAGUCGUGGCAACAAAAUCACCGUAAAUCUUGGAAUACGGACUCGGUUCACAGUUUACAGUCACCGGAUUCAGACGACGAUGAUGUUAUUGUUGACAGUGCCCAAACAAAAACCGGAAGUGAUCGUGAAACAUCUAAUCACUCACCCAUUGUCAUGGAGACAGAAGAAUCUGACGUACUUUCUAAAUCGUUAAAUAACGAUGACCACUGUUCAGAUUCUGGGGACGAUGAAAAGAAAAAUAGACGUAAAAAGAAAACUAGGACAGUUUUCUCAAGAAGUCAAGUGUUUCAGCUUGAAUCUACAUUUGAUAUGAAAAGAUAUUUGUCAAGUUCGGAACGAGCUGGCCUUGCAGCUUCGUUACAACUUACAGAAACUCAAGUAAAAAUCUGGUUUCAAAACCGCCGAAACAAAUGGAAACGCCAGCUGGCUGCAGAACUUGAAGCGGCCAAUAUGGCGCACACUGCUGCGCACCGGAUGGUGCGCGUGCCAAUAUUAUAUCAUGACACCGCUUCCGGCCAUGGGAGCGGAAGUGACAGCAGAUCUGUGAGAUUGGGGGCGUCUUUGUUUCGAGAUCCUCUGUUUCUAUCAAACAAUUAUUCACAGAUAUGUAGAUGAACAUAAAUAUUCAUUUCUGAACGACAAUCAAAAGACAAAAUGUUGUACAUAUUUAUUUUAGAUGAUGCCAAUUAUCUGGUCAUUUGUUGUGAAUAUAAAAGAUGUUUACCGGAAUGUAUUUUCUAUUUAUACUGUAUCUUUUACUUAAAUACAUAACGGCUCAUGUUACAUAACAGGUCAUCAGUAGGUCAGUAAAAAACAUGUCAACAACAACAAAACAAACAAGAAAAUUCUAAGUAAAAAUUGGAAGAUAUUAUAUAUAUAUAGUUAAU
Ruditapes philippinarum (Manila clam) is the source of this 2434-nucleotide messenger RNA. RefSeq names its product homeobox protein HMX3-B-like. Gene Ontology annotation, cellular component: nucleus. Lineage: Eukaryota; Metazoa; Mollusca; Bivalvia; Venerida; Veneridae. Gene Ontology annotation, molecular function: DNA-binding transcription factor activity, RNA polymerase II-specific; RNA polymerase II transcription regulatory region sequence-specific DNA binding. The record is from RefSeq and is a predicted model, not a curated record. The coding region runs from base 1206 to 2162 and encodes 318 amino acids. The transcript is spliced from 2 exons. Gene Ontology annotation, biological process: regulation of transcription by RNA polymerase II.